UCCUCCAUCGCCGUCCUUCCUGCGUUUCCCUUCUUCCGCUUGCAGGUUGUUCGAAGGUAUCGCGACUUGGCCCCACAGCUGGUCCCCCCGACUACACCAAGAAGCCGGAGGUGAAGCUCUCCCUUACGAACUCAUUGGCAGCAUGCCUGAGCUGAAGGACAAUCCCUUCCGCCAACGGAUCGCGGAGGUCUUCUCUGAGGACGGCGAGGGCAACAUGACCCUGGAUGACUUCUUGGAUAUGUUCUCAGUGAUGAGUGAAAUGGCCCCUCGUGACCUCAAGGCUUAUUAUGCCUUCAAAAUCUACGAUUUCAACAACGACGACUACAUCUGCAAAUCCGACUUGGAGAAAACUGUGAACAAACUGACACGCAAAGAGCUGACCCCUGAGGAAGUGUGCCUGGUGUGCAACAAGGUGAUCGACGAGGCCGACCUGGACAACGACGGCAGGCUGUCCCUGGAAGACUUCCAGCACAUGAUUGUGCGAGCGCCCGAUUUCCUCAGCACUUUUCAUAUCAGGAUCUGAGCAGCAGCACCCGCCACCUUCCUCCCCGAGGCCUUCGGGGAGGUGGGCCCUGAAUGCCCCCCAGUGGCACCGCUGCCGCCUCCAGUGCUGGAGCAGAAGCCGGAGCAGAAGAGGAUGCCCAGCGCAAGCCCCCCCCCCCGGCCCCCAAAUCCCAAACGGAGGAUAGGAGCCCCAUUUCGUUGCAAAGGAGACUUGGAAGGGCUAAUAGGGCAUGCUUGGGUCUCUUGCUGUAAAACUGCUAGGAAUUAAACUUGAUAGGAUAUCUAUUUUUCUAACUUGA
Molecule: messenger RNA, 803 nt
Organism: Sceloporus undulatus (fence lizard)
Lineage: Eukaryota; Metazoa; Chordata; Lepidosauria; Squamata; Phrynosomatidae
Product: calcium and integrin-binding family member 3-like
Exons: 4
Coding region: 143-523 (126 amino acids)
Molecular function (GO): calcium ion binding
Source: RefSeq, a predicted model, not a curated record